This is a messenger RNA of Lathyrus oleraceus (garden pea), 450 nucleotides long. RefSeq lists its product as uncharacterized. The coding region runs from base 1 to 450 and encodes 149 amino acids. The transcript has 3 exons. Lineage: Eukaryota; Viridiplantae; Streptophyta; Magnoliopsida; Fabales; Fabaceae. The record is from RefSeq and is a predicted model, not a curated record.
AUGGGGAGCGCCGAUGCUUUGAACAAGGUUACUAUCAAGAAUAAGUAUCCUAUUUUGAGAAUUGAUGAUCUGAUGGAUCAGUUGGGUGGUUCUUGGAUGUUUAACAAGAUUGAAUUAUGGUCAGGUUAUCAUCAGAUUCAUGUAAAGUCAGACGAUAUUUCGAAGACUGGGUUCAAAACAAGAUAUGGUUACUAUGAGUAUUAUAUGGAUCUAGGUUGUGCGUUAAUGCAUAAUGGAGUUGAAUAUGUAUUCGAUCAGAAGGAUUUGAAUAUGAGGCAGAGGAGGUGGCUUAAAUUUCUGAAGGAUUAUGAUUUUGGCUUGAGUUACUAUCCUAGUAAAGCCAAUGUCAUAGUUGAUGCCUCAAGUAGAAAUUCGUUGCAUAUGUCGAUGCUUAUGGUUCAAGAAAUUGGGGUUAAUCGAGCAAUUCAGAGAUCUAAGUCUGUUGUGUGA